AUGUGUAAAAAUAAAUUAACAGUUUUUAUUAUUACAUUUAUUUGUAUUCAUAUAAUAAAAAGUGACACAAAUGAUGAGUAUAAAAGAAAGAAAUAUUGUGGAUUUCAAGAUGAACUUAAAAUACGUACUAAAAUUGAAAAAUUGAAUCUAAAUGAAGAGGAUAGAAUUAAAGAAUCGAUGACAAACAUGUAUAUUCAACAUGCCCAAAUGCUCGAAAAACUGAAACGAAAUCGUAAUGAAGAUUAUGUAAACACUUCAACACUCAACAAACGUGCAGAUUAUGGUAAUAUAGAUUUUAAUACAACUGUGUAUGCUCAUUUGUUCAAUAAAACAAAUUACGUUUAUGACAAAAAUGUCAUCGCCGUUACAAGCAUGCCUAUUGCUAUUGAUACAAACGUUAAUGUAUUACCCUCUCUUAGGUAUGUAUCUGAUGCCAUAAAGAUCCACAAAAGAUCUACAAAUUAUAUGAAUCAAACUAUUUCAUUAGAUAAAGGGUUUAAACUUAAUAUUGAUAGUAAAAAUUCUGAUCCUAAUCAUCCUAAUACCGGACAUGUAAGAUCAAACCUAUCCGUUAAUAAUACGAAUAUAUCUGUGAACUCUGACGCUAUAAAUCAAAAUGGUACAAUUAACUUUACAAUUGAAACGGAUUUAUCAAAAUUUGGCAAUGGAAAUGUCAUUACUUUACAUACAGUUAAUGGUAGUGUACAGUACCUCAACUCUACGGAAUUGGACAUUUUAUUGCUUAAUAAUAAUAACACAAGUCCAAGUAAUAAAACAGAUUCUACUUUUGAUGGAAGCCAAAGACCGCCGAAUAAACCAAAGAGACCAACUAGACCAGUUCAACCAACUAGACCAGUUCAACCAACUAGACCAAUUCAACCAACUAGACCAGUUCAACCAAUUAAACUAGUUCAACCACCUAAACCAAUCAGACCAAUAUUCAACCAAUCCUACCAAGUUCACAAUGUAUCAGAUAUAACAGAUAUAACAGAUUCUGUUUCUAAAAGGACUACGUUCACAAAGAAAUAUUAUUAA
This is a messenger RNA of Macrosiphum euphorbiae (potato aphid), 1035 nucleotides long. The record is from the annotation of a GenBank genome assembly. NCBI's taxonomy places the organism in Eukaryota, Metazoa, Arthropoda, Insecta, Hemiptera, Aphididae.